UUCUGACUUUUUGCAAAGUAGAGGUGUGAAAACACCCUGCUAAAACAAGGGGGUUUCUUGGCCUUUUAACGCAUGACUCUGCGUUUCCAGUCUGACGCAUUAGCGCGCGAAAGUAUGGGAGGAAAAGCUCAGUGUGACCGCAGCGUUAUACAUCUUCAGAUCGUCAGUCCUCGUUUUCCUCUUGGACUGGGGACUGGUGUGCUACACAGGUGUUGCUCAUUAACACUUAGAGCAGCGGCCUAUAAAUAUGAACCAGUAAAGCCUUAAUACACAGUUGAUAAAGACAGUAAAACCAUGGCUUAUCUAGUUUUUUUUCAGUGCAUGUAAGAUUUUCUUUUAAGUUGAAAGUAAUGCUUCUGAACUUUGGCCUGCUGAUAUCUUAUGUUCCAGACGACUAUAAUCUGAUGUUUGCUAAGACUGUUGUCAUUUGUGAAGGUCAUCUUGGGGUCGUAAAAUGUGGUCCGAUGUCUGGGAUUGUAAUUUUUGAUGCAAACUAUGGACGUACAGACAAUACCACCUGCUUAAGACGUCCACACAGGAGGCACCUUAACACCAACUGCACCUCACCCAACACACUGGAUAUUGUGACAAAAAGUUGUGCAGGAAGGCAUUGCAUCCUGGCUGCCUCCAACGAUGUCUUCUCUGAUCCGUGUAUUGGCACACGCAAGUACCUGAAGGUCGUGUUUGGUUGUGCUGGAUAUGAUCGCUGAUCUCUUUUGUGGUUCUAGAUUUCAAUUGUGAGCAUCUCUUCAACCACUGGCUCUUUCAAUGCAUUAAGACAUCUUUUGAAGACUAACCAUGUUUGUUACAAAUGGCUAUAAUGUUUAUUCUAGUUGACAGACCAUGUUCUGGAUUUAUUUAUUUAUUUUUUUUCUUUACUGUGGCUGUUCCUAUUGUCAUGGUCUUGGGAGGUUGCUUUCAAUAAAUCCUCUUAAUG
Molecule: messenger RNA, 937 nt
Organism: Danio rerio (zebrafish)
Lineage: Eukaryota; Metazoa; Chordata; Actinopteri; Cypriniformes; Danionidae
Source: RefSeq, a predicted model, not a curated record